Zea mays is the source of this 1572-nucleotide messenger RNA. RefSeq lists its product as uncharacterized. NCBI's taxonomy places the organism in Eukaryota, Viridiplantae, Streptophyta, Magnoliopsida, Poales, Poaceae. The record is from RefSeq and is marked provisional. Gene Ontology annotation, molecular function: UDP-glucosyltransferase activity.
ACUGUAUUAUUGUGUGGCUCAGCUCAACAAGCUCGCCGCACCGUCGCCAUGGACGCCGCCACCGGCAACUGUUCCUCCUCUCCGCUGCGCAUCGUGAUCUGCCCGUGGCUCGCGUUCGGCCACAUGCUCCCGUGCCUGGAGCUCGCGGAGCGUCUGGCUUCGCGGGGCCACCGCGUGUCCUUCGUCUCCACGCCGCGCAACCUGGCGCGCCUCCCGCCGCGGCGCCACGACGUGCACCUCGUGCCCCUGCCCCUCCCACGCGUGGAGGGCCUCCCCGACGGCGUCGAGUCCACCAACGACGUGCCCCCCGACAAGAGAGACCUCCACUGGAAGGCCUUCGACGGCCUCGCCGUCCCCUUCGCUGAGUUCCUGGCCGCCGCGUGCGCCGACGAGGCUACCAGGCCGGACUGGGUCCUCGCCGACACAUUCUCCCAUUGGGCGGCCGCCGUCGCCCUCGAGCACAAGGUGCCAAGCGCGAUGCUUCUCCCGAGCGCCGCCAUGAUCGCCUCGUGCUGGCACCGGCCGCCGUCGCACGCCGAGCAGCCGAGAAGCGCAGUGUUUGAGGAGCCGGCGGAACGGCCGGCGGGUGUGCUCCCUUACGAGUGGGAUAAAAGAGCGCACUUCUUUGGGCCCCAAAGAGCGUCGGGCAUGUCCACCGCGCAGCGCUGCUUCCUGACACUGCAGAGGUGCAGGCUGCUGGCCAUGCGGAGCUGCCCCGAGUGGGAGCCGGAGAAUUUCACGGUGGCGGCGGCACUCCUCGGCAAGCCGCUCGUGCCGCUCGGCCUCCUACCGCCGUCGCCCAACGGUGGACGACGACGAGAGGAGGACGGCGGCAGUACGGCGCGCUGCUGGCUGGACGCGCAGCCGCCGAGCUCGGUCGUGUACGUGGCGUUGGGCAGCGAAGUCCCGCUGACGGUGGCGCUGGUGCACGAGCUCGCCCUUGGGCUGGAGCUCGCCGGCGCACGCUUCCUUUGGGCUCUCCGGAAGCCCAGCGGCGUCGCGGACGACGCCGACGUGCUCCCGCCGGGAUUCCGGGAGCGCACCUGCGGCCGCGGGCUCGUCGCCAUGGGCUGGGUCCCUCAGAUGAGCAUACUGGCGCACGGCGCCGUGGGCGGGUUCCUGACGCACUGCGGCCGGAACUCGCUCGUCGAAGGGCUCCUGUUCGGCCACCCUCUCGUCAUGCUGCCCGUCGUCGGGGACCAGGGCCCCAACGCGCGCGCCAUGGAGCGGACCAAGGUUGGGCUGCAGGUGGCGAGGAACGGCAAGGACGGGUCGUUCGACCGCCACGGCGUCGCCGCCGCCGUCCGGGAAGUCAUGCUGGUGGAAGAAGCCAGGAAGGUCUUCGUGGCGAAUGCCCUGGAAAUGCAGCGUGUUGUGGCCGACAAGGAACGCCAUGAGAGAUACAUCGACGAGUUCAUACGCCAGCUGAGAUCUUACUCCACUCCGCCGGCAGCGAGUUAAAAAGGCGUACUUGGUGGCUUGGUGCCUCGCACUGUAUGUCUGUAUGGGGUCUAGGAUGUCAACGGUUACGUACCCGUCCAGUAAUAUUAUUCCAUACUUACCUAUCAAAAA